Messenger RNA from Prunus mume (Japanese apricot), 3271 nucleotides. The record is from RefSeq and is a predicted model, not a curated record. NCBI's taxonomy places the organism in Eukaryota, Viridiplantae, Streptophyta, Magnoliopsida, Rosales, Rosaceae.
GGAUCAUCCUUGUAGGUUCUAUAGUCAUUCAUUCCAUUUAUUAGGACUGUGGCAAGACAGAAUUUGUGAGGCAGGAGGAGUCUACUGGUUGAGGGCAUAUAGCUUUUAGUUGUGAAAACAUGACCUCUUUUUCUUAUGGGUUUUACCAUGAGUUUGGUACUCUGUAAGGAAAGGAAUUCUUUCCAUAUCUCGCUUCUUUUAGAAGAACAACAGCAAAAAUAUAAGGGAAGCAAUGUAUUCAUAGCAUGUGGUAUGCUGUUCAUUGGGAAGACACUCAACAAUGGAGCUGCAGAAUCAGUUUCUGGUCAAGUUCACAACCUUUUGGCCCUGCAAAUAUGAUGCUGCCUCCAUGAUUUCUGAAUGUUUUGUCGUGAGGUAUGAUUAGUUGUUCAAAAUUUUGUCCUUUUCUGGAUAUCAUUUCGAUGUUACUGCUAUAUUUGGGCUUGUAAAUGAACAAAAAUAAACAUUAUAAUUGAGCUAUAAGUACUUUAAGAAAUGUUAAAAAAGAAGAUAGAUGCAUGCUGUAACUGUGGAGAGAGAGAGAGAGAGAGAGAGAGAGAGAGAGAGAGAGAGAGAGAGAGAGAGAGAGAGUGCGGUUUAAUGUGCAGCUAUUUGCGUAAUCUUGUUUGGAAUCUGCAAUGAUGGAAUGGCUUCAGUUCAGCUAUUUGCGUAAUCUUGUUUGGAAUCUGUAAUGGUGGAAUGGCUUCAGCUCAGGUUUGUUUCAUAUUUUCCUGUUUGGAAAUUCACUUUUCUAGGUGGAGAAAAGAACAUACUUUCAAUGCGGCUACUUAUUUGGAAUGAAUGUUCAGAAAAAUUAUAAGGAGUUGGACAAUUUCUGUGUGGGUAGUGCAUUAUAAGGGAUGCGUAUUAUGGAGUAAAGUUGAAGAGCGAGUUGGCUUUAUGUGUGGAUACAAGCCUCAUGUUCUUGCUAAAGUGUCUUGGAAAGGUGGUGGUUUCUCUGCCGCGGCACAGGCUAAAAAGCCUAAGAACGGUUUCAUUCCCUGUGCUUAUCUGAAUAGAACAAACCACCAGAUGGUUCAAACAUAUCAUUGGUUGACCAUAAAUCGACUUCUCCAUUUUAAUACCUCUGCUUUCAUCCGAAGGCACCAGACACGAUCUGGCUUGAUUGGAAACAAACGCAUUUUUUUUAGUAGACAAAUAUUUGUUUUCUUCCAGACAGUGAUUAUGUUAACAUCCUUUCGCAUCUUGAAUUAUGUACUUCAUACCAAAAAUAUGAAAUUUAUAGUGGUGAAAAAGACAGAAUCUUACUUAUGCAUGAUUUAAUUUUUUAUUUGUUUUUGGUUUCUUGGGAAGUCUUGAACAUGUUGUGGCUACUCAAACGCAUCUUCAUUCAACAGCUGAAUAAUAUCAGCUGGGGGGGGGGGUGGGUUGGUUUCAAAACAGAGUCGCAAUUCAAUUCUUCUCCUUGCAUACUGGCUUGAGGCUACACCUUCCAUAAUUCAACCAUUUAGAUGCAGUGAGGGGCAUGGUGACCGGACCAGCCCUGUCCCUCACCGCGCGCAGAAGAACUUCUUGAAGUGUGGUGCCCACAUGAGAGCAAAGGUGGCGGGCAACCUCGUGACUUUGAAAAUCCUGUGCUUGGUUUAAUGGUAUAAAAAGGUACUCUCUACUCUCUAAUUGGCCUGCCUGAGAAGGUGGUGGUCCUUCCCCGUUUCCAUUUCCAACUCACAUUCAGUGACUUCAACACCAAUUAUUAAAAAAAAAAUUGAAUGUUUAUUGUAUUUCUUGGCACCUUGCAAAAUGCCAAAAUGCAUAUGACGUACUAUAGUUUGGAAAGCAGUUCACGAUACAAAAACACCUGAAAGUGAAAACAAGUAGCGAGAGAGCGAGAGAGCGAGAGAGAGAGAAUAUGCCGUCGUCGCUCUCACAUCCCCAUGGAAAUACAGGCUUCAAAUUCCAAUCAAACCCCAUUUCUAACCAGUCACCGCUAACAGCUAUAUCAUUCCCAUUCGCUCACUACACCAAGACAUCUCCUUACCCCUCUGCUUUUAUUCAACUCACUCUAAGAUCUCAAUAUGACUUACGACCACAAUUUCCCAGCAAACCCACAUGGCUUCUACCCUCAGUUUCCUUUCCACCCACAUUAGCAACCAAGACUGGAAGAUCAUCACUAGCUCCACUUCAGUGUGGCAUUUUGUCGAACAGCUGUAGCGCCAACGAUGGCAAGAGGAGUUUCAGGGAUUGGGUUGAGGUGGUUGGUGAGGCUGUAUCAACUGCAUUUCCCAUAUGGGUUGCUUUGGGAUGCCUGUUGGGGCUCAUCAAGCCGAGUUCCUUCAAUUGGGUCACACCCAACUUGACCAUCUUAGGCAUAACACUGACCAUGCUUGGCAUGGGCAUGACCCUCACUUUCGACGACCUUCGUGGGGCGUUGGCUAUGCCCAAGGAAUUACUUGCUGGCUUUGUUCUUCAGUACUCGGUGAUGCCUUUAUCAGGAUAUGCUGUGAGCAUGCUUUUGAAUUUGCCGUCCUAUUAUGCAGCUGGUUUGAUAUUGGUUGGUUGCUGCCCUGGUGGAACAGCAAGUAACAUAGUAACUUAUAUUGCACGUGGAAAUGUGGCACUUUCAGUUUUAAUGACAGCAGCGAGCACUUUAUCAGCCGUGAUCAUGACCCCCUUUCUCACUGCCAAACUUGCUGGUCAAUAUGUUGCAGUAGAUGCAGCUGGGCUAUUAUUCUCAACAUUGCAGGUUGUGCUUCUCCCUGUAUUGGCGGGUGCAUUUCUGAAUCAAUAUUUCCAAGGCCUGGUUAAAUUUGUGUCCCCCUUGAUGCCACCCAUUGCUGUGGCAACUGUAGCUGUUCUUUGUGGGAAUGCAAUUGCCCAGAGUUCUUCUGCAAUCCUUAUGUCUGGUAAACAAGUGGUGCUAGCUGCCGCUCUUCUUCAUGCAUCUGGAUUUUUCUUUGGUUACGUACUUUCAAGGAUACUUGGGAUUGAUGUGUCAUCAUCAAGGACUAUCUCCAUCGAGGUUGGCAUGCAGAAUUCGGUGCUUGGAGUUGUUCUAGCUAGCCAGCACUUCGGAAAUCCUCUAACUGCGGUACCAUGCGCUGUUUCCAGCGUUUGUCAUUCAAUCCUUGGUAGUGCCUUGGCAGGAAUUUGGAGACAGAGUGUGCCAACGCAAAAGCAAGAUUGAAAUGUCACGUAGAAGCUUUAGACAAGCAGUAUAAAACUUUAAAACAAUCCUUCUGUAAUUAUAUGAGCUGCUAGUUGUGGGAAUUUCAUUGCACAUUAGCUAGCUAUGGAGCACUUGGAUUUGCAA